UGGGCCAAAGACGUUUGGGCCUUCCCUUGAGUUGGGGCCUCUAAUUCAUUGUUACCCGAGGUUUGACUUUGUCUUUUCUAAUUUUGCUGAAAGGUCUUUUUACUUUGUGAAUUUACCUUUGCGAGGGGUGUGGUGAUAACGACGGUGCGCCUGUCAUGAGUGGAAUUCUGAGAAGAUUUGGGCUCUUCAGAGCUGCGGCAGUUGCAGGUUUUGGUUCUGCUGUCCUGUGCUGCAGUGACUAUGAUCGUUUUAGAAUUUCCGUUGCAGUUCGAGUUCCUAGGCCACUACCGGAUUUCCUUUGGUUGACAUGUCCAACGCUGUUUGAUUCUCAAUGUUUACUUUUUUCCCAUAAAUCUGGAAUUGAUGCUCUUUAUUCUUAUAGAGACAGUCCCGUUCCUUCGUCUGAUGUAUCUGGGUCUGUUGAUGAUAAGUCCAAGCCAAAUGAUUAUAUUGGUCGAGAUACUAUUUCAAAUGCAGCUGCAAAAGUUGCGCCUGCUGUUGUUAAUAUUUCAAUUCAUCAAGAUUUCUUUGGUAUUGCGAGCGGAAAGAGUAUAGGAUCGGGAACGAUCAUCAACAAGGAUGGAACAAUAUUGACAUGUGCUCAUCUUGUGGUUGAUUUUAUGGGCACAAGAGGUUCCACCAAAGGGAAGAUUGAAGUCACAUUGCAAGAUGGAAGAAAAUUUGAGGGGAAAGUGGUGAAUGUUGACCUGCAUUCAGAUAUUGCUAUUGUGAAGAUUAAUUCUGAAACUCCACUGCCGGAAGCUAAACUUGGUUCGUCAAGUAGGCUACGUCCUGGAGAUUGGGUGAUAGCCGUGGGCUGUCCACUUUCUCUCCAGAAUACUGUCACCCACGGAAUUGUAAGUUGUGUUGACCGCAAAAGUAGUGAUUUGGGAUUUAGUGGCAUGCCGAGAGAGUAUUUACAGACCGACUGUGCGAUUAAUGUUGGAAGUUCUGGAGGCCCUCUUGUCAACAUGGAUGGAGAAAUUAUUGGGGUGAACAUGAUGAAAUUGGCGGCUGCUGAUGGGCUUGGUUUUUCUGUACCAAUUGAUUCGGUGUCUAAAAUUAUAGAGCAUUUCAAGAGAAGUGGGAGAGUAAUACGGCCUUGGCUUGGGCUAAAGAUGCUUGAUCUCAAUGAGAUGAUUAUUGCGCAGCUUAAAAAGCAAGAUGCUUCAUUCCCUAAUGUCACUAAGGGCAUUCUUGUACCAAUGGUAACUCCUAGAUCCCCUGGAGAGCGUGCUGGGUUCUGUCCUGGUGAUGUUGUCAUCGAGUUUGAUGGGAAGCCUGUAGAAAGAGUAAAAGAGGUGAUUGAAAUAUUAGGGGACAAAGUUGGGGUACCCAUAAAGGUUGUAGUAAAGAGAAAGGGUGAUCAAUUGGUGACUUUAAGUGUGAUUCCUGAAGAAGCCAAUCUCGAUAUUUAGAAGAAUGUAACUACUUGGUGUUUCCAUCCUUUUGAUGUGAUAAUUCCGCACCCAACUGUACCCGUUAAUUUUUUUUUUUUUGUGAUGUUGAAUUUGAGGCCAUUUUUGUGGAUUGUUUCAUUACAGUUCCUUGUUUCCAUUCUUUUUUGGUAGUACUUUAUUUUAUGUUUAAUUGAGUUGUAGUUUACUUAAA
Vigna unguiculata (cowpea) is the source of this 1611-nucleotide messenger RNA. It is a transcript of the gene DEG14, whose product is annotated as Trypsin family protein with PDZ domain-containing protein. Gene Ontology annotation, biological process: proteolysis. NCBI's taxonomy places the organism in Eukaryota, Viridiplantae, Streptophyta, Magnoliopsida, Fabales, Fabaceae. The record is from RefSeq and is a predicted model, not a curated record. Gene Ontology annotation, molecular function: serine-type endopeptidase activity; protein binding.